Danio rerio (zebrafish) is the source of this 1919-nucleotide messenger RNA. RefSeq names its product collagen beta(1-O)galactosyltransferase 2b (gene colgalt2b). Gene Ontology annotation, molecular function: procollagen galactosyltransferase activity. NCBI's taxonomy places the organism in Eukaryota, Metazoa, Chordata, Actinopteri, Cypriniformes, Danionidae. The record is from RefSeq and is marked provisional.
CUCUCUGUUUUUCAGCCUCCCAUUCACUCGGACACCCCGCUCAGGUUGUGGCAGGCAGCGGUGUCCAUCAGGCAGAGAUGCCGGCUGAGGGAUUCGUUUUUGCGGCUGUGAUUUGCGCUGUCAUGGCGCAAAACUGCAGCGGGGAGCUUAUGGCUCACGUGCAGGACCCGAACCCCGUGCCAGAAUCCUCCUUGCUCAAGCCCAAAGUCAUGAUCGCGAUUCUUGCUCGAAACUCUGCGCACAGCCUGCCCUACUACCUGGACUGCAUCGACCGCCUGGACUACCCGAAGGACCGGAUUGCGAUAUGGGCUGCAACAGACCAUAACGUGGACAACAGCACAGCCAUGCUGAGAGAGUGGCUGAAGAACAGGCAGAGCAGAUAUCACUAUGUGGAGUGGAGGCCCAUGGAGGAGCCACGGUCAUACACAGAUGAGUGGGGGCCAAAACACUGGUCUUCGUCUCGUGUCAGUCAUGUAAUGAAGCUCAGACAGGCAGCAUUAAAGGCUGCAAGAGCUCGCUGGGCUGAUUAUAUACUGUAUGUUGACAGUGAUAACCUGCUGACCAACCCACGGGUGUUGAAUCUUCUGAUGGCAGAGAACUUAACCCUAGUGGCGCCCAUGCUGGAUUCAAGAUCGCUUUACUCAAACUUCUGGUGUGGCAUCACACCUCAGGGUUAUUACAAGCGUACCCCAGACUACCAGCCUAUCCGUGAGUGGAAGCGUUUGGGCUGUUUUUCAGUUCCCAUGGUUCACUCCACCUUCCUGCUGGAUCUGAGACGCAGUGCCACACUGGACAUGGCCUUCUACCCGCCUCACCCGGACUACAGCUGGGCAUUUGAUGACAUCAUGGUGUUUGCAUUCUCUGCGCGAGAAGCUGGUGUACAGAUGUAUGUGUGUAACAGAGAACAUUACGGGUUUCUGCCUGUCCCUCUGAAGGCCCAACAGAGUGUUGAAGAUGAAGAGGAGAGUUUCACACACACCAUCACUGAGGCCAUGAUCGAUCAUAACAUAAAACCCUCCGAGUUCCUCUUCACUCCAAGCAAACCUCAGGACAAGAUGAGCUUUGAUGAGAUCUUCUUGAUUAAUCUGAAGCGGAGGUUCGACCGAAGGGAACGGAUGUUGAACACUAUGGCAGUUCUGGGUCUUGAGGCGACGCUGGUUGAUGCCGUCGAUGGGAAGACUUUGAACACAUCUCAGCUUCAAGCUCUUGGUAUAGAAAUGAUGCCAGGGUAUAAAGAUCCGUAUUCUGGUCGAGUUUUGACACGUGGAGAGAUCGGCUGUUUCCUCAGUCACCACUUCACCUGGAAACAGGUGUUGGAAAGAGGUCUGCGGCAUGUACUGGUGUUGGAGGACGAUGUGAGGUUUGAGCCUCGCUUUAAAAGAAGGUUACAGACCAUCAUGAAAGAUGUUGAAAAAACUCAGUUGAACUGGGACCUCAUAUAUGUUGGCCGUAAGCGGAUGCAGGUGGCUCAGCCGGAGGUGUCUGUAGAAGGUGUAAAUAACCUGGUGGAGGCCGAUUACUCAUACUGGACUCUAGGUUAUGCUCUCUCACAACAGGGGGCCAAGAAACUCCUUGCUGCCCAGCCGCUUGGCAAGAUGCUCCCUGUGGAUGAGUUCCUGCCAGUCAUGUUCAACAAACACCCAAAUUCUGCAUACAUGUCUCACUUUGAUCCCAGGGAUCUGCGUGCUUUCUCUGUUGAGCCAUUGCUGCUGUACCCAACACACUAUACGGGUGAGCCUGGCUACUUCAGCGACACAGAGACAUCCACUAUUUGGGAUGACGAGUCCGUCAACACCGAUUGGGACAGACAAUACGCACAAAAAACUGCCCAGCAAGCACAAAUUCGCUCCGUUGCUCAGAACAGCGUCACCGGGGACACACCAGCGCCUGCGUCCCGAGCCUCCCGAGACGAACUCUGA